UACUAGCGGGAGGGAGGGGGCCUCUGUGGUGUUUGGGUCCAGUCGACUUCACUCACGAAAAUGACAGCGAGGAAGUCUGGCUCACGGCUGGAGACAGAGAUAGAGCGGUGCCGCUCGGAGAGCCAAUGGGACAAGAUACCAGAGUUAGUACGACAGCUCUCGGCCAAACUCAUAUCAAACGAUGACUUAGGUGAGCUGCUGUUGGGAGAAUGCAAGCUCCAGACGUAUUUGAAGGAGAAUCCCAUCAAACAGGGGGCCAGUCCCAGGGGCCCACGGCCCAAACUGGUGGAGGUCAGGAAGCACCUCACUGCUGCUCUGGACAGAGGAAACCUCAAGGCUGAUUACCUCCAGGAAGCCAGCCUGUUGAUGGCCAAAGUCUGCUAUGUGGAGGGAGAAUACAGAGAUGCUUUAGGUCACUACAGCAGGGUGAACCUGGAUGACAUGCAGCUGUCGGGAGCUCCUGUGUAUAGGCUGUCCAUGAUAGCGGAGGCUUAUGCUACUAAAGGCUUGUGUCUGGAGAAGGUCCCAGCUGCCUCUCCUUCCCUGUCCAAUAAGAACACUGGCUCUCCAUUGUCCAAUAGGAGCACGACGGACCGGGAGCAAGAAAUCAUCACCUGCUAUGAAAAGUCUGGAGACAUUGCUUUGCUCUACCUGCAGGAGGCGGAAAAGGCGAUAUCAGCAGGGAUUCAGAACCGCAGCCCAAAGCCUGGCCCAACAGCCCAGGACCAGGAACUGGGCUACUUCCUGGAGACGGGCCUGCAGAGAGCCCACGUCAUCCACUUUAAGAACGGCAACCUGACACAAGGUGUGGGCAGGUUUCGGGAGAUUCUUCGGGCUGUUGAGACCAGAACCACCCAGAACCUACGCAUGACCAUAGCCAGGCAGCUUGCAGAGAUCUUGCUCAGAGGUAUGUGCGAGCAGAGUUACUGGUCUCCUCUGGAAGACCCGCCCACAGUGUCGCCGCUGGACGAUCCUACACGGCAGGGACACACUCACAGCAAAAACUACAGCCUAAACCGACGGUCACGGGUGUACUCUGGAGAGAAUCUGUUUUGCCCUCAGGAGAACACAGAAGAAGCUUUGCUGCUGCUGCUCAUCAGUGAGUCCAUGGCUAACCGUGACGCUGUUCUGAGCAGAAUUCCUGAACACAACAACGAUCGUAUCAUCAGCCUGCAGUCUGCGUCUGUGGUGUACGACCUGCUCACUAUAGCUCUAGGCAGGAGGGGGCAGUAUGAGAUGUUGUCAGAGUGUUUGGAGAGAGCCAUGAAGUUUGCCUUCGAGGAGUUCCACUUGUGGUACCAGCUCGCCUUGUCGCUAAUGGCAGCUGGCAAAUCAGCUCGUGCUGUUAAGGUCCUUAAGGAGUGCAUUCGUCUGAAGCCUGACGACCCCACCAUCCCACUGCUGGCUGUCAAACUGUGUAUUGGACCCCUGCACUGGUUGGAUGAAGGCGAGUGCUUCGCAAAGCUGGUGAUCGACAUGGGAGAGAAGGCGGCUGAAUUCAGAACGAAAGGCUUCUUGGCCAUUGGCCUCGUUUACAGCCUGAAAGCCACCGAUGCAUCGCUGCGAAGCACCCAGGAGGAGUACCAGAGAAAAGCUCUGGGAGCAUUCCAAAGAGCUCAGAGUCUGUCUCCCACCGACCACCUAGCAGCCUUCUACCUGGCCCUGCAGCUUGCUGUGUCCAGACAGAUCCCAGAGGCGCUCGGCUAUGUUCGGCAGGCACUGCAGCUUCAAGGAGAUGACGUCCACUCCCUUCAUCUACUGGCCCUGCUUCUCUCUGCUCAGAAACACUACCACGACGCUCUCAACAUUAUAGAGAUGGCUCUGUCCGAGUACCCCGAGAACUUCAAUCUGCUGUACACCAAGGUGAAGCUGGAGUCCAUGUGUAGAGGACCAGAGGAGGCUCUGCUCACCUGUAAACACAUGCUGCAGAUCUGGAAGAGUUUCUACAACCUCACCAACCCCAGUGAUUCGGGACGUGGCAGCAGUCUGUUGGAUAGAGCCAUAGCAGACAGACGACAGCUCAACGCCAUGACUCUGCCUGACUUCAGUGACCCUGACACUGUCUCAGGUUCUUCCUCUGCUUCCUACUGCGGUUCUGAACCGAUCUCCCCCGUUUCCAUUAUAUCCUCCUUCUCCUCCUCGUUCCCCUCUCCUUCCUCCACCGUCUCCUCUCCUGUCUUCAUCCUCCAACCUCCUCCCCUUCCUCCACCCAAGACCAGGACGCACUCCUUUUGCAACCACGUCACUCUCCGCCAGCUGUCCUCCAAUUGCGGCCUUCAUGACGCUAACACUCUUGGUUUUUCCUCCAUGUUUUCUGUUUGUUCGGUGCACGCUACGUCCAUAGCAGCCAGCCGGGUGGAGCAGGCUCUGUCCGAGGUAGCCUCCUCCCUGCAGAGCAGCGCCCCCAAACAUGGACCCCUGCACCCUUGGAUGACCCUGGCCCAGAUCUGGUUACAUGCAGCUGAGGUGUACAUCGGCAUGUCCAAGCCCGCCGAGGCCACCGCCUGCACACAGGAAGCCUCCAACCUCUUCCCCACGUCCCAUAACGUUCUGUACAUGAGGGGUCAGAUAGCCGAGCUGAGGGGCAACAUAGACGAAGCCAAGCGCUGGUACGAGGAGGCCCUGUCCAUCAACCCGACCCAUGUGAAGACCAUGCAGAGACUGGGUCUGAUUCUCCACCAGCUGCAGCGCUACAGUCUGUCUGAGAAGGUCCUGAGAGAUGCUGUUCAGGUCAACAGCACGGCUCAUGACGUGUGGAACAGUCUGGGCGAGGUGCUGCAGGCUCAGGGAAACUCCGCCGCCGCCACCGAGUGCUUCCUCACGGCCUUGGAGCUGGAGGCCAGCAGCCCCAUCCUGCCCUUCACCAUCAUCCCCAGAGCACUAUGAGACACACGCAGCCUCUCAGUACUGUAGCACAGUGGCACAAAUGAUGGACCUGCAUCCACACACCGCAUGCCUGCAUGCCAACCGCACACACCUGCACAAAGUCGUACUGCCAUACCUGCAGACACACACACACACACACACACACUUUGUAUAUACGUACAAAUAAGCAGAUGCUUCCCUUUGCCCACCCUCCUUUCCCACAAUGCCUUGCCGUGGCUGUGGCACACGGGCGUGUUCUUGGGCGUGCGCGUGUGAGGGUGCGAGUCCGUGUGCCGAUACGUUUCGUGUCAGUCUGCACUUCCUGAGUGCCUGUGUGUGUCCGUGCAUGUGCACCCACGUCCGUGUAUGUGUGCCAACAUGUUUCCACUCAGCCGUGUGUGGUUUCCAGUAUGCUGCGUGCGCUCGUUGUCUAGUCCUGUUCAAAGGUGUAAAUAGGAUUCAGUUCGAUUCACUACUCUGGUGUCACAUUUGAGAGAUUUUGUUUACGUUACUUUGUCCAAAAGUACCGACACACACACACACACAUCUAGAAAAUCUUACAGAAAUGGAAAAUUGUUAUGGGAAAAAAAUAUGUUUAUUGAUGUUUUCUUUGAAUGCCAAAUAUGUUAUUUACUCAGAUGCAUCACGCGCAUUCACUUGUUGCUGUUCAUAUGUAGAGGAUCACCGUUACUGUAUAGCUGGCUGCGGACAGCCAGGUCUUUGAGAAUCCGCUGAGGCGUCGGCAGACGUGACCAGCAGGUCACCGAGGAAUCAAUCAGUCAGUCAGUCUCAAUGCCAAAACACCAGGUGCAUUCACACACAGAAAAUCUCAUCCGUGGGAGGUCGCGUCGAAGCCGCGGGUGUCUUUAAACUGAAGCACAUUUAUUUUCAUAUGCCAACCUUAUAUGCCCCCUCUUUUUUUUAAAUUUUGUUUAACCAUAUUACCCUGAUGUUUGGUCUUUUUCUUAAUAUGUGCAGUAUUUUAACCAGUGGCAGCGGUUGAAAUGAAAGGAACAGACCCUUGAGUCUGAAGUCAGUGCCACCUGUGAAAUGUUUGAGUCCACUUUUAAUCACAAACACGUCUGUUACAUUUACUCAAAGAUCAGAUUUUCUGUCUCUGUAAACGCACCCCGGGUGAUUGUGUUGUCUUUGCGUGCUGUCACAACCAGAUGAAUAUAGUUUUAUUUUUCAUUUGAUUAUAAAUACAAAGAAUUAUCGUUGUAUAUUUGAUUGUUCCAAGUGUACUAUUAUUAUUAUUAUUUUAGAGAGUAAAUUAUAAUUCUAUUUUCUGGAGAGUCACUGAGAUGCUGUCGGGGGAAUGAAAGGAUGAGCUGACGUGAGUCGGGGAGUCCUUUGUGCUGUACAUGAAUGACUGAAAUUAGAAUGAUAAUAAUGACCAAGAUAAUAAAAGUGUCUAAAAAUGAGGAGGGACUCUGGGUUAUUUGUUGCAUUCGAUCCACUGAAAGCAUCCCCCCGGUUUCUCCUCUCAUGCGCUGAGAAAAAUAUUUGCUUUCAGGCUUAGUGUUUCUGUGUGUGUGGUAUUCCCCCCGGGCUGUGACCUCCGGGCCAGCGGUGUGUGUUACUUUCUCGGGUGUGUGUCUGUCAGUGCGCGGGGUGGAUCCUUCUUUGUGUGUGUGUUUUGUAUCAGAGGAUUACAGCGCUGACAGGUUUUGUCCCGGAGUGUCGGGAAGCCACCGAGGACCCCGCUGGACUCUCAGGUGUCACUAACAGUUAAUCUCUCAGAAAGGUCACCGCUCGGGCCCAGAAACAAACGCGGGGCCUUCGCUGCUCUAAGGAUACGACCCCACACUUUCAAGUGUUGAUGCAUUUCAGAGGACGCCGUCGUCCAUUUCUUAUGGCUGCUGAACCUGUGUAAGGUUUUAUUUUGGUCCCUUGGAAGAACAUCUCGGAGAGGGUUUAUCACUAAAGUGUUUCAUAACAGAUACCGAAAACAGGUGUUCAUACACCAAUCAGCCAUAACAUAAUGACCACCUGCCUCAUAUUGUUGCCUUUUGGUGUCACUGACCGUUAGAGACAUGGACUCCACUAGACGUGUGAAGGUGUGCUGUUGUAUCCUGCCCCCACGUAUUAACCUCUGUGCCACAUGCACCCUUGUCAGAGUCUUGUAACACAUGGGCUUUGAGGACAAAAUGUCACGUAGCCCACUCACUGACUGACUUGAGGGGAUGGCAUGAUGUCAGCGUUACUCACUUGACCCAUCGGUGUGAUUUGAAAAAGGAAAACUGUGUUUAUUGGACAGUCACUGUAAUAAUCAAGUCAAUAUAACCAUUCUUUGCAGUGAUUGCAUAUAUGAUAACAUAAUACUAACACACUUUUUAAUUUCCUAACUAGCCUCCUACUGUAACACCCGUCGGGACGACUUCAAAUUCACAAUGUUUGUGCGCCUUGAAAACGCCAGAUGAAAAACUGGAUGGAGGACGUCUAGUCUUUAUGAUGUCAGGGCCAGCACGCGUUCCCUCCAUUCUUCAGGCUCGCAGGUGAAAAGCUGAAAUAUUUAUGUGAGUGCAAAUCUGGAGCCAGGCUGUGUGUGUGUGUGUGAUAAGUCUCAGGAUGGAGAGGGAGAAUCUUGUGCACGUUGGAGUGGCAGUUCACUAAUAGCAAGCAGAGAGCAGCAAGAUGUAUUAAUACAUUCAGACAGUUACAUAACUCCAGCUAAAAAGUGUGAUACAUGGAUACAUCUAACACCUCCUACACUCCAUCUUUCCCCUCUUCCUUCUCAUCAAUCACAAUCAGCACCCCGACGCUAUAUAUCCUACAGAGUAUUGCUUUUAAGUACUUGUAAACGGAUAUUGCUUGUUGAAGCUCACAGCUUCUAAUUACAGAUGAAAUAAGAAAACAUUUCAUGAGAUGCAGCGAAUCCUCCACCAGUCUUCGUUUUCAUCCCUCAUUCAAGUCCCAGGAUUCUAUUAUUGUCUUUCUACCUCUCCGUUACCCCCCACCUCCCCACUGUCUUCCUUUUCUCUCUCCUUCAACUCCCACUGUUUUCGGCUCCCUCCCCUGCAUCCAUCCCGUGCCUGGCUCCGUUGCCUAGCAACACCUCCUCAUCUGCAGACAGACGUUGUCGACAAUGUGGAGAAGUCCUUGCGACGCCCCUCCACAAACGCACAAUAAUUGUAUAAUUGCAUCAGUAAAGAGACGCCGGUGCGCACGUGUCGGCUUGACUUCUAUUUUCAUCAUCCUCUCAGCCUUUGGCGAGCGCCUUCGUUUCUGGUUUUGUCACAGCUGCUUUCUAGAUAAUUAUAUGAACAAGGGAAGAAGAUUGGUUUAAAGAGAUAGUGUUAAAUCUCCCAUACGAUACAAUCACUGAGCUGCUACUACAAGUUCUCAUCUGUGUGAAAGACUGAAAAGUUUCAACCUUUACAGUCUUUUUAUGUUCUUACAUAUUUGGCCACUAGUACCUAAGGUUAAUCCUGUGAUGAUGUGUCUCUCACGUCAGCUUGUUUUCAAAUAAACACACAUGGCGAACUCUUAGUUCAUGGUAUUUUAUUGGAAAAACAAAAUGUAAAGACUAGCAUGUACAACUUGGAAUGCAGAUCAACUGAACUGAACAGAACAGUUGGACUGGGCCGGGCCUCGCCGCACCCACACGCACACACGCAAACUCACACACAAACACAAGAUAGAAAUGCUGCAAAGCACCGACCCUGCCCCCACUAAACUGAAACUACCCCGUGGAACCAUACACAACAGCCUUUGAGGCAAUGGACUGUACCUGAGCGUGCUCCAGUGAAGACUCAGAUUUGACUCUUUCAAGUUCACGGCUGAUUAUUAAAUCUCAAACUCUGCAAACCGACACUCAUACUGGUACAGAGUAUUGGUCUGCUGGGUACCGACACUGCCCCAAAGACUGACUUGUAUAUAAUCCCCUUUGAAGCCCACCCGACCCCUCCAAUAGUGUAGGACACAACAACUGCCCAAGGGGCUGAAAUCUGCCCCACCCAGGCUUCACCCUCAAAAAAGGUAAACACACAAAGGAUAAAGUGAGCAUCCUGACAUGCCGGAAACACAGAAUCUAAAAUGAGCUCUUGUUUAUUCCAUUUUAGUAUUUUCUUAAAAAUAGCUGUCGUUAAGGACUUCAUUUAGGCAAGCAAACUGCGUCAUUUCCGGCGGGUUCACUCCCUCCCAUCCCUCUGUCAACCACCCCUCCCCCCUCCUCUCCGAGGGUCCCAGGCCGACCCGAGGCCCAUCCUCAGCCUUCUGCCACUGGGCUCACCACAGAUACCCAUCUAAAGCUGCAUGCAUGAAGAACAGAAAAAAGAAAACAGGAAGUCAUAGAAGAAAGGCGGUAGGCUGGCCCAAAUAAUCAUCAUGGAGUCAGGCAGAUGGAACCAGGAAGCAGAAGAGCAGCGGCCAAACCGGCCGGCUGCCUCCGAGGCUGCUUGCUAACAAGUCGAGAUCCAAUUGGGCAGCUCAGCGUGGGGGAAGGGGCGGGAGGGGGGAUACAAGCCAGUACAUGCAGAUUCAUUUAGGUUUUUUCUUUUUGUCUUUUACCUUUUUUGAGCUUGUUUAUAUGGACAGAUUUUCAGUUUUCCAACAUUCAGUUUAAGUUGUCUAUACAGAACAGUAUGAUUAAAUGUAGAUUUUUGCAAUAAGAGGUAAGUGA
Mugil cephalus (flathead mullet) is the source of this 7489-nucleotide messenger RNA. RefSeq names its product tetratricopeptide repeat domain 7B (gene ttc7b). Lineage: Eukaryota; Metazoa; Chordata; Actinopteri; Mugiliformes; Mugilidae. Bases 61 to 2886 code for a protein of 941 amino acids. Gene Ontology annotation, biological process: phosphatidylinositol phosphate biosynthetic process; protein localization to plasma membrane. Gene Ontology annotation, cellular component: plasma membrane. The record is from RefSeq and is a predicted model, not a curated record. Gene Ontology annotation, molecular function: protein binding. The transcript has 23 exons.